This is a messenger RNA of Symbiodinium sp. CCMP2456, 455 nucleotides long. Lineage: Eukaryota; Dinophyceae; Suessiales; Symbiodiniaceae. The record is from the annotation of a GenBank genome assembly.
AUGGUCAUUCAUUGCAGGGCUGUAGACAGGGGCAGACUCGGGAGGCUGGCGAUGGACCUUUAUGCAGAUGAGUGUCAUUGCCUCUGGGAGCUCAUCCAGAACGCCGACGACAACAAGUGCGCAAGUGUUCGCUCGAAAUACUGUGGGCAUAUGGUGACUGCCGGGCCAAGAUUGGCAGUCCUCUAUCUGCGUUUUGGUCGAGCGGUGCAUGUGGAGGUCAUCAGGAGCCUGAGGUAUGCAAGCGAGGUUGAGGUUCCGGAGCUCUGUCUUUCCAUGGAGGUGGAUGCGUCUCUGGGUGCGUACGUUUGGACCUCCAACAACGAGAUUGGCCUGUCUCGAGAGGAUGUCCGAGCCAUCUGCAACGUCAACGCGAGCAUGAAGGGUGCCGGGCAGACAGGUCACAAGGGAAUCGGCUGGAAGAGUGUCUUCCGCAUCAGCGACUGCCCGCACGUGCU